CUGAAGGUGGUAGUUCUUGGAGCUUUCCCGAUCCUCCCUGGGGUUGUAGAGAACACUCUUCAGUUCAGUCCCUCCUCAUAGCCAAAGCAGCCACCUAGAUCAUGCCUUCUAUGUACGGACUCCUAGCCUUCAUGUCAGCCACAGAGUUGCUCCUGGCCACUGUCAUCUUCUGUUUAGUGUUCUGGAUGGUCAGAACCACAUGGACCCAGGUUCCCAAAGGUCUGAAGAGUCCACCCGGGCCCUGGGGCUUGCCCUUCAUUGGGCACAUUCUGACCCUGGGGAAGAACCCACAUCUGGCACUGACGAAGCUGAGUCAGCAGUAUGGGGACGUCCUUCAGAUCCGCAUAGGCUCCACUCCUGUGGUGGUGCUGAGUGGCCUGAACACCAUCAAGCAGGCCCUGGUAAGGCAGGGAGAUGACUUCAAGGGCCGGCCAGACUUCUACAGCUUCACUCUGAUCACUAACGGAAAGAGCAUGACUUUCAACCCAGACUCUGGACCAGUGUGGGCUGCCCGUCGGCGCCUGGCCCAGAAUGCCCUGAAGAGCUUCUCCAUAGCCUCAGACCCGACGUCAGCAUCCUCUUGCUACUUGGAGGAGCACGUGAGCAGGGAGGCUGAAUACCUAAUCAGCAAGUUCCAGAAGCUGAUGGCAGAGAUUGGCCACUUUGACCCUUACAAGUAUUUGGUAGUGUCAGUGGCCAAUGUCAUCUGUGCCAUGUGCUUUGGCCAACGUUAUGACCAUGAUAACCAAGAGCUGCUUAGCAUAGUCAGUCUAAGCAAUGAGUUCGGGGAGGUUACUGGUUCUGGAUACCCAGCUGACUUUAUUCCUGUCCUCCGUUACCUGCCCAACUCUUCCCUUGAUGCCUUCAAGGACUUGAAUAAGAAGUUCUACAGCUUCAUGAAGAAGUUGAUCAACGAGCACCUCCAGACGUUUGAGAAGGGCCACAUCCGGGACAUCACAGACAGUCUCAUUGAGCAUUGUCAGGACAGGAGGCUGGAUGAGAAUGCCAAUGUUCAGCUGUCAGAUGAUAAGGUCAUUACGAUUGUUUUGGACCUCUUUGGAGCUGGAUUUGACACAAUCACAACUGCUAUCUCUUGGGGCCUCAUGUACCUGGUAACCAAGCCUAUGGUACAGAGGAAGAUCCAGGAGGAGCUAGACACAGUGAUUGGCAGGGAUCGGCAGCCCCGGCUUUCUGACAGACCUCAGCUGCCAUAUCUGGAGGCUUUCAUCCUGGAGACCUUCCGGCAUUCAUCCUUCCUCCCUUUCACCAUCCCCCACAGCACCACAAGAGAUACAAAUCUGAAUGGCUUCUAUAUCCCCAAGGGGUGCUGUGUCUUUGUCAACCAGUGGCAGGUUAACCAUGACCAGGAACUGUGGGGCGACCCAAACGAGUUCCGACCUGAAAGGUUUCUCACCCCCAGUGGCACUCUGGAUAAGCACUUGAGUGAGAAGGUCAUUCUCUUUGGUUUGGGCAAACGGAAAUGCAUUGGGGAGACCAUUGGCCGACUGGAGGUCUUUCUCUUCCUGGCCAUCUUGCUGCAGCAAGUAGAAUUUAAUGUGUCACCAGGCGAGAAGGUGGAUAUGACUCCUACCUAUGGGCUGACUCUGAAGCAUGCCCGCUGUGAGCACUUCCAAGCACAGAUGCGGUCUUCUGGUCCUCAGCGUCUCCAGGCUUAGACUGUCCUGGAUGCUCACCAGACCAGGUGGAUGUUCCUGGGGUUCAGCUUCAGCCAGAAACACAGAUCCUGGGACAUUGUACCUGCCUCCUACUUUGGACUUGUUUCUCUAUAUGCUGAUCACAGACAUUGGGCAUAUGAGAGGCCCACAGGAACCUCAGAUCCUUCUCAAUUUCAACAUCAACUAGAAGGCUUGAAAAGGUUAGGAGAUACCUGGGCCUCAGAAAACUCCUGAAGAGCUCUCUGGGUGCUCCAGUAGCUGGCUGGUUUGAAAAAUACUUACAGCAGGUCAUGCCAGGAUCUGUCUGGUUACUUUGACAACUGGGGGCUGCCCAGAAUGGAGAGAGAAGACAGCUCAAAAUACUGGCACAGAGGUGCUCUUGCUAUCUGCUGAGGCUAAACAGCCUUCCCACAUGGGUUUAUGACACUGUGUGUCGGGGGUGGGGUGGGUGGCCUUUGUCCACCCUACAUAGAAAUAAACAGGGUGCCCCUGUUCUUGCAAAGCCCAUGUUCCUGUUCAGGAAGGACUGAAACUUGUGUCUAGAAAGACCCAAGAACAGAGGGAUAGACUCUCUGGGCAGUAAGACCAGGUUUAGAGUAAAGGAAUGACUUUUGAGACAGAGUCUUGUGUAGCCCAGGCUGCCUCUGAGCUUGCUACCAAGGGUGGCCUUGAACUCCUUUUUUUUUUUUUUUCUGUUCUUACUACCCUACCAAGUGCUAGGAUACAGUCAUGGACCACUACACCAGUUCUUCUUCCUUCUUCUUUACUGUAUAAAAUGUUUUUCUUAGAAAAUGUUUGUACAUAAGAGCUUCUUAUUGUGGCCUGUAUUUUGCUUAUGCAUUUGUAUUUGUCACAUCUUAAGAGAUUUAGGUAAUUUGCUAGCGUAACAGAGAAAACCCUAACUCAAGUAUCCAGAAAUAUAUAGGAAAAACCUACCUGAGCUAAAUAAAAAUAUUGCCUUGAAGUAC
Molecule: messenger RNA, 2644 nt
Organism: Arvicanthis niloticus (Nile rat)
Lineage: Eukaryota; Metazoa; Chordata; Mammalia; Rodentia; Muridae
Source: RefSeq, a predicted model, not a curated record